Molecule: messenger RNA, 495 nt
Organism: Pedinophyceae sp. YPF-701
Lineage: Eukaryota; Viridiplantae; Chlorophyta; Pedinophyceae
Source: the annotation of a GenBank genome assembly
AUGGCGCAGACCGCGCUGAAGAAUGUCGGGGACGCGUUGGCAAAGUACCCCGCCGUGACGGCGGUGGGUCUGGCGGGUCUCUUCACGAACUACCUGCCAUGGAAUGAGGAGUUCGUGCUGGCGAUGACGUUCGUUGCCUUCGUCGAGACGGGCCGGAGAUUCGCAGGCCCGUCGUUCUCGAAGAUGCUGGCCGACCAGCAGGACAAGGCCAAGAACGCGCUGCUGUCGACCAAGCCGUGGCGCGUGACGGCCCCCAAGGCCAUCAUGUCGGAGAUGAUGACGGAGUCCAACACGCUCGCGCAGUACGUGGGCCGGCCGGCGCCGCUGAAGUGGGCCCCGCCGCCCAGGUCGUCGGGCGCCCUCCUCAACUUCACCAGCCGCCACAUCACGGCGCAGAAGGACCCCUUCGCGGGCGUCAAAGUCCCCGCCUCCUGGGGCUGGUUCGCGCGCCUCGGCGAGGAGGUCCCCCUCGGCGCGCGCGCGGCCAUGAAGUGA